Malania oleifera is the source of this 543-nucleotide messenger RNA. RefSeq lists its product as uncharacterized. The transcript is spliced from 3 exons. Bases 1 to 543 code for a protein of 180 amino acids. Lineage: Eukaryota; Viridiplantae; Streptophyta; Magnoliopsida; Santalales; Ximeniaceae. The record is from RefSeq and is a predicted model, not a curated record.
AUGGGUAUAUCUGAUAAAGAGGGUGAGCAGAAUGGUGAGCGUUUAAAGGAACCAAGUAAAAAUUUUAAUGAUGAUGCUUUUGAAAAACGAGAGCAUCAGUUUAUGCCUUCUGCCUAUGAUAUAAUGCAGAACCUCAAAGAAAAGUUUAGGGAUCAAAAUUGUGCUGCUAGGCAAACUGCUAUGAAGGAACUUAUGAAUACUACUAUAGCACAAGGGACCCCAAUAAGGCAUCAUGUUCUGAAGAUGAUUAGUCUUCUCAAUGAACCAGAGAUUCUUAGAGCUGAAAUCGAUGGGAUCCCUGAUGAACUGGAUACUGAACUCGGCAACUACUGUGAAGCACUUCAAGAUAAAGAAGUAGAAUUCUGGCAGAAGGCUAUGAAAUCAGAGAUGGAGUCCAUAUACACUAAUCAAGUCUGGGAUCUUGUAGAGCCACCCAAAGGGAUAAAACCCAUUGGAUGCAAGUGGAUCUCUAAGAAGAAGAGAGGAGCAAACAAGAGGAUGGAAAACUUCAAGGCUAGGCUUUUUACGAAAAGGUUUACUUAG